This is a messenger RNA of Bactrocera oleae (olive fruit fly), 5156 nucleotides long. Lineage: Eukaryota; Metazoa; Arthropoda; Insecta; Diptera; Tephritidae. The record is from RefSeq and is a predicted model, not a curated record.
UCUAAACAACAACAAAGACAUACGAAUGAUUUAGAGAGUAGUUUUUAGCUUAGUUUCUAAGCGACAAGUACAACGCUGAUAAGCUUAUCUAUCAAACGCUAAAGUCUAUGUAAACGAUGAAAAGCGUAAGUUUUGAGUAAAACUGAAUGAGUUGUGCUUUUGUGGGUGUCUGCUGCUUAUAAAAAAUGUAAAUUAAAUGUAUCGGCUCACUCAUAUGCAUAUCUACAUGUGUAUUUAUGCAUAACACUUGAUCAAUGAUCGAAUUAUUUUCAUUGCAAUAACAAAAUGUCAAAUAUUACAGGCAUUGUAACAUUACGUGAAAAUCAUACAAAUUGUUUCGAUGGGCAUUAGCAGCGCAUAGGAGUGUCCAGUAUAAAUAGUUGUCGCCUCAUAUAAGCAUAUAUGUACAUAUAUAUGUAUGUACUAUAUAUGUAAGAUUUGUAUGCUCAAAUGUCGGUACGAUCGAUAACAAGUUAACUUUGUUGUGCACAAGCCAAAUGGACAAAAGGUGCUUAACAAUCACAGGGGCAAUACAUUAACCCCACAACAACAAAAGUAACAACUGACAAAUAAAAACAACAAGAACAUUAGCUCUAGAAAAGCAUUUAUUGCAACUAGCGCUGCCAAACGCUUUUAUUUGCUGCUCGCUAUCAUUUCGAAGUCAGUCUUUUUAACGGUUUCCAACGUUACGGUUUAAAUUUUUUGAAAGCUUUGCGCUCUGAAACAUUUAGUUGUGUCCACGAUUACGCGAUCAUUGAUUCUAAGUAUUUUAAAGCUGUAACAUCAUCAAUUCUGGGUCGCUGCCGGCCUGUUCGUUGUUUAUAUCAACACAAAUAAAGCGCCAAUUCAUCACCCGGCAUACAGAAAACAAAAAGUGAAAUUUCGAAAUUUAAACGGUGUGGCGCUUGAAAGUUAAUUCGAAGAAACUUCUUCCUCCUUAUUGUAUGUCAUCAGUACCAUCUACUCAAGUUUGACCCGGACUCACAAAAAAAUUACAUUUUAACGUAUUGUAAUACAAAUUGUUAUAAUCACUUUCAAAUAAAAGCCUCGUCUUGGAUGGCCUUCAGCGAAUUUUGGUUUUUUUGGGUACAACUUAUUUUUGGAGCGUCAUUCGCUAAAUUGUUAGACAGUUUCGAUGUCAUAUUCAUAAAGCCACGUCUCGUCACCAGUAGUGAUGUGUUUGUCAUCUCUUUUACGACCUCUAUUCGUUGUCGUUUUUUGUUAAAGAUUCAGUUCUUUUGAUACGAGUGUAGCUAUUACACGCUUAAUACCCAAAGCAUUAACCGGAAUGUAUUGAGUCGAUCUAUAAGAGAUAUUUAAAUUCUCUGCUAUCUUUCAGAUGUCAACACGAUAAUUUUCAAGCAACGUAUCUUUAACUUUGCUUCGCUGUGAUCGUCAUUAAUAGUGGUAGAUGGACGACUCGCUUGUUGUAAACUUCCGUUGAAUUCACGAGCUUAACUAAAUGCUUUGUGUCACUCAAAUACUUUCGUUCGAGAUAAUGUAGACUCCCCAAAAUAGUACUUCUGCAGUAUUUUUAAUGAUUCCAUAGCCGUGAUGCCAUUGGAAACACAAAAUUUCUAGAAAAACGUUGAUAAAAAUCGCCAGACAAACCCCUUACGUCGUAGACAAACACACGCUAAUUGACAUAUGGACAUCAAACUUCACACGACCAUAAAAAAUUCGUUGCAUGUGUUGAUAAGAACUCCAACAUUUAUCUAAGCAUUCUACUUAAACUAGACAACUCAUCUCAAUGCUCUUCACGUUUCAGAAAAUUAAAAUUAUUCGUGUGUCAAAAUAGUUAUUUUCGAACCGUGUCUACGACUAAUUUAUGAACGAUUUUCUCAUGUGAGAUAGAGAAUAAAAAAAGAACAAUGCAAGUUCCUACAUAAUAGCCUUCCACUUCUAACAAUCACCCAAGCGUAUUACCAACCACCACAACCUACUACUAAGCACUAGUCAAGCUCACAUUUCAACUCGCACAUACUUACAUAUAAGACAAAUUACAAAUGUGGCCUAAAAAUGUUGGCAUACGCGCUAUUGAGGCGAUCUUCCCAUCCCAGUAUGUGGACCAAACGGAAUUGGAGCAAUUUGAUGGCGCCUCAGCGGGUAAAUACACCAUCGGUUUGGGUCAAGGAAAAAUGGGUUUCUGCUCGGAUCGUGAAGACGUGAACUCACUGUGCCUCACUGUGGUUAGCCGCCUGUUGGAACGCUAUCAAAUCAAGCCACAAGAAAUCGGACGUCUAGAAGUCGGCACCGAAACCAUUAUUGACAAAUCGAAAUCGGUGAAAUCGGUGCUAAUGCAACUAUUUGCCGAUUCGGGCAAUACAGAUAUCGAAGGAAUCGAUACAACGAACGCAUGCUAUGGCGGUACAGCAGCACUCUUCAACUCAAUCAACUGGAUAGAGUCGUCCAGCUGGGAUGGUCGUUAUGCAUUGGCCGUUUGUGCUGAUAUUGCUGUGUACGCGAAGGGCGCAGCACGUCCCACAGGUGGCGCUGGCGCCAUUGCUAUGUUGGUGGGACCGAAUGCACCGCUCGUCUUUGAGCGUGGCCUACGCGCCACACACAUGGAACAUGCCUACGACUUCUAUAAGCCCGAUUUGAGCUCCGAGUAUCCCACAGUGGAUGGUAAAUUAUCGAUACAGUGUUAUCUUUCCGCGCUAGACACAUGCUAUCAGUUGUACUGUAAGAAGUUUGCGAAAAAGUAUCCGCAAGAGGCUGAGUUUACUUUGGAUAACUUCGAAGCGUUGCUCUUCCACACGCCUUUCUGCAAGUUGGUGCAAAAGUCAGUGGCGCGCGUCGUCUUCAAUGAUUUCCUGCAAUGCAGCGCUGAGAAGCGUGCGCUAAAGUACCCCGGCUUGGAGCGCUUUAACGCGGCCACGCUGACUCAAACCUACUUCGAUCGCGAUGUCGAGAAGGCCUUCAUGACAGAAUUCGCUGACAUCUUCGAAGCGAAAACACGCCAAUCAUUGCUGCUGGCCAAUCAGGUGGGCAACAUGUACACACCUUCGGUGUACUCCGGUCUCGUUUCAUUGCUCAUCAAUACGCCACCCGAGCGACUGGUGGGUAAACGCAUUGGCCUCUUCUCGUAUGGCUCCGGUUUAGCGGCCACAAUGUACUCAAUGCAGGUGACAAAGGAUGCGGAAGCUUUCAAACAACUCGUAUCUAAAUUGGAUUAUGUUUUACCUAUGCUGAAUUCGCGCGAGAAAGUCGCACCCGAGUUGUUCUCCCAACUGAUGGAGGUGCGCGAGAAGAACAAUCAUGCGGCGCCAUACACGCCGAGCGGCAGUGUGAGCGUGCUCUUCCCCGGCACUUACUACCUGCAGUCUGUGGAUGACAUGCAUCGGCGUACAUACGAACGCAAGCCGACCAUUGCGAAUGGUGUCCAUUAAUAGUUGCGGUUAAAGGAUGUGGUCGUCGGCGUGUCGAAGUGACGACAGUGGUGGCGGUGUAGGCUUCGUAAACGGCGUCUCGGCGCAUACAACAGCGGGUGCGUGCGAUGUUCUGACAUUGCAUGGUGAAUGAGAGAAUUUUGGGCGCCAUAUGCAGUGCUUUAACUUAGUUUUAGUUAAGGUAGGUGUGUGUGUAUCACAUUUUGUUGUAAAUUAUUAAUUAAAAGUACUUAAUUUUUUAUAGAAAAUAAUAACACAAACACAAAAGCAACAUGUGGUAUGCAAUUGCAGUUAAAAUCGUAUUUUCAUUUAUUUAAUUAAAUUUCAAACAACACUUGACAACAAUAGUUCAUUUAAAAUAAUGUUGCAUAUACUAUACUAGUUAGCUAAAUUCAAAUAUGUACAUAUGUAUGCAGGUACAUAAGCAAUAAAUGAUUGCACUAACUAAAUACCGCUAAGUAUAAUGGUUUACUACAAGUAAAUUUUUUACAAAAGAAAUAAAAUCCAUAAAGGCCGAGUUAUGGUUCGGCGCACUCGUAAACACGUGAAGGCAAUUUGAGCGCGCGGCUUGACAGCAGCAGCUUAUGCACUUGUGCGAACGCAACUCUACCUUGUACCUUAAUACUUGAUUGCAAAUGUAAUAUGCUUUGUUAUUUAUUGUUAUGCACAACAAAACGCUACUAAAAUAGAAAAUAUACAUAGUAUGAAAAAUUCAACAAGAUUUACGCUAUUAUGUAGUUAGUUCUUAGUUCAACGCACUUCUAAAGAAUAUAAAUUAUUUUAAAAUGUAUAAAAAAAAACUAAAAACAUAUAGAUUUUUAUAUCUAUAACUACUUUUCACAUUUGCUUACGCUUAAGAGCGCGCGAAAACGUCUUAUGUCAAGCGACCAAGUAGCUUUACAUGUUCAUGUACAUAUAUGUAUAAAUGGAAAUGUGAAUAUAUAAAAUUAUAUAGCGAACAUAAAAAUUGUAUGUUGAAGCACUAUAGCAUUAGGUUAAGACAAAAUAAAGGCAAACCUCAUCCAAACAAAAAAAAAACCGUAUUCCUCAACUUAUUGCUGUCGGUUGCGGUAGUUGGUAUAAUCAUAUUUACUUAUGUACGUAUGUGUGUGUAAUACUCCUAAAAAUAAUAUUUUUGCUACCCGUAGAUAUUUAAUUUACGUGACAUUCGCAGCUGCAGCGUAGUAAUCAGCUGAUUGCCUAGAAGAGACAUAAAUCAAUACUUUGGAAAUUUUAUACCAGUUUUUAUAUAAAUAUAUAAAUUAUACGAUAAGAUUAAUACAAAUCGGCUACGAUUCGACGGCUAAUCCAACUAAAUAAACUUUAAAGAUAUUAAAACAACAACGCUAUCAACUAAUAUGUAUAAAAAAAAAAAUUGAUUGCGUUUAACAAUUUAACCACUGAUAACGGUAAACCAUGCAAAACGAAAUUAAAACAAAAAAAUAACAGCUAGUAACAAAUUAUUAUGUAAACAUUAAAUAAAAUCAAAAGAAAUUUUGUAACAUUGCAACUGCAUAUAUAUCUACAUAAAUACAUUUAGGCAUAUGUAAUAAUUAAUCAAAAAAGAAUAUCUAAAGUAAAACACAAAAUAGCAAGUUGGACAUACAUAUAAGAGGCAUAUGAUCUGUAACACACACAAUUCGUUGUACGUGUUAUAGCUAACGACUAUAACGGAAUUAAUAGCAUAAGUCAUUGAGCGUUAAAGAUAAUGGCAGGCAAAGGAAAUGUUCAAAAUAAUAAAUGUUAAAAGAUAAAUUCGAAAUUAAA